AUGGGGUCGCGGGGAAGGACCCCCGACUCGGGGAUUGAGACAGCCAACCCGUUUAAUGGAGCUGGGAGGGAGACACCAAAAAUACUCCUUUCUGGUACAGGAAUAAUACGGGGAAAGAGAACGGAGGCAAGCACAGGUGACAGAAAAACUUCUGGAAGGGUGGGGGAGCUCAAGGAGGUGGGACUUCCGGCCAGGUGGGCCGUCUUUCCAGCCCCUGGAAGAGGAUUUCCGGCAAAGAAAGUCAGGCCGCUUCCAGCAAUGGACGCUCAAGACGAAGGACUUCCGGUCCUAAAAGGCCGAUUAAAAGAAAGGAUGGGAGCUACAGUUUUUGUGCAGCCCCUGGACCUGGUGAAGAACCGGAUGCAGCUGAGUGGGGAAGGAGCCAAGACACGAGAGUACAAAACCAGCUUCCAUGCCCUCACCAGCAUUCUGAGGGCAGAAGGGCUGAGGGGCAUUUACACCGGGCUGUCAGCUGGCCUGCUGCGCCAGGCCACCUAUACCACUACUCGCCUUGGUAUCUAUACCGUGCUAUUUGAGCGCCUGACUGGGGCUGAUGGUACACCCCCUGGCUUUCUGCUGAAGGCCCUGAUUGGCAUGACUGCAGGUGCAACUGGUGCCUUUGUGGGAACACCAGCUGAGGUGGCUCUUAUCCGCAUGACCGCUGACGGCCGGCUUCCAGCUGACCAGCGCCGUGGCUACAAAAACGUGUUUAAUGCCCUGAUUCGAAUUGCCCGGGAAGAGGGCGUCCCUACACUAUGGAGGGGCUGCAUCCCUACCAUGGCUCGGGCCGUCGUCGUCAAUGCCGCCCAGCUCGCCUCCUACUCCCAGUCCAAGCAGUUUUUACUGGACUCAGGCUACUUCUCUGACAACAUCCUGUGCCACUUCUGUGCCAGCAUGAUCAGCGGCCUGGUCACCACCGCUGCCUCUAUGCCUGUGGACAUUGUCAAGACCCGGAUCCAGAACAUGCGAAUGAUUGACGGGAAGCCGGAAUACAAGAACGGGCUGGAUGUGCUGGUGAAGGUCGUCCGCUACGAGGGCUUCUUCAGUCUGUGGAAGGGCUUUACACCAUACUAUGCCCGCCUGGGUCCCCACACUGUCCUCACUUUCAUCUUCUUGGAGCAGAUGAACAAGGCCUACAAGCGUCUCUUCCUCAGUGGCUGAGGCGAGCGAGGGGCCUGGAGCUGCUGUGCCGGGGCUCCCACUCGCCCGCUGCUCCUACAGUCAGUGUGCCCCCCGGGGGACCUAGACUCUGCUGCCCUGGGCCCCGCUAUUUAUUUUCCCUCCACAGUAUGGUUCCCUCCUCUGUGAUAAGGGACUUGUGGUCUGUCCUGCCCCUGCUCCAGCUCGCCCUCCUUGCCCUAAUCAUCAUGAUCUCUCUGUCCCUGCCUGUGCCCUGCACAGAGGUGGGAAGCUCCCUGCAGAUUCCUGGUCUCCUCUUGGGUAUUAGUUUCAGGGCACAUAGUACAGCAGAAGGCCCCCCCUUCUCAGUGGGGAAACCAAGGCAGAGCUGAGGGGACAGGAGAGAGCCGAAGCUGUCAAGAUGAUCAAAGGUCUGCAGUGGGAGGACAUGGCCCUUCUUUCUUCCACGUCACUGAGGACGUAAUCAAUAAAUUGGAUUGAUGACACCACCCCCAAAUCUGGAGAGCUGUGGGCGCAGGAGGGGGAGGAGACUGGACAAAGAAGCGGAUGCCCCUGGAGAACAGGAACUGGAGUUCUUAAAAAAAGUUAUUAAAGAAAAAGUACCCGCUGUUUUUAUGCAAA
Molecule: messenger RNA, 1761 nt
Organism: Lagenorhynchus albirostris (white-beaked dolphin)
Lineage: Eukaryota; Metazoa; Chordata; Mammalia; Artiodactyla; Delphinidae
Gene: SLC25A11
Product: solute carrier family 25 member 11
Exons: 8
Coding region: 1-1161 (386 amino acids)
Biological process (GO): succinate transmembrane transport; thiosulfate transport; phosphate ion transmembrane transport
Molecular function (GO): oxaloacetate transmembrane transporter activity; sulfate transmembrane transporter activity; succinate transmembrane transporter activity
Source: RefSeq, a predicted model, not a curated record